Camellia sinensis is the source of this 1676-nucleotide messenger RNA. The record is from RefSeq and is a predicted model, not a curated record. NCBI's taxonomy places the organism in Eukaryota, Viridiplantae, Streptophyta, Magnoliopsida, Ericales, Theaceae.
CUUGGUUAGUCGGCCCACUCGUAUUCCUUGGGUGGCAUUUUACUAAGAAAAUUAGAUAUUUUCCGGGAAAAUGAGGUAUUAAUGGUCCGAAAGAAUCCGCCAUCUUAGAAUCUGCUCAUCCCCUGACUGACGCUACAGAACAGAAUCUUCAACAUUUCAUAGCUUAACUUUUGCUUAGCUUAACACCUAGGCUUUAUUAGGGUUGCAUCAUCUUCUCAUCUCACUCUUCACAUAAACUCUAGGGUUGUUGGUUUUUGAGAGCUGAGAGAGACACAGAAAUGGUGGGGAAGGACGUGAACAUCACCAGCGAGAAUCCUCUGGACCUGUUUCUGAAGAUCGGUUUGGACGAGCGAACAGCCAAGAACACCGUCGCUAACAAGAAGGUCACCGCAAAUCUCAUCGCCGUCAUUCACGAGGCAGCUGUAACUGAUGGGUGCGAUCGGGCCAUUGGGAAUCUCCUUUACACAGUUGCUACGAAGUUCCCAGCAAAUGCUCUUGUGCAUCGCCCAACACUUCUGCAAUAUAUUGUCUCAUUAAAGAUUAAAACUCCUGCCCAGCUAGAAGCUGCCUUUUCGUUUUUUGCAACUACUGGUUCAGAGAAUUUUAAGAUCAACGAGUUAGAAGAGGCUUGUGGUGUUGGUGUUGAGGUCUCUGAGGAUGAUAUCAAAUGUACAGUAACUGAGAUCAUCGAAGAGCACAAGAGUGUAAUUCUGGAGCUGCGCUAUAGAACAAAUGUUGGUGAAUUAUUUGGUCAUGUACGAAAGAGGCAGCCUUGGGCUGAUCCGAAGAUUGUCAAGCAACUCGUAGAUGCAAACUUAUAUGCAUUACUUGGGGAAAGAACUGCAGCAGAUGAUGAAAAGCCUAUUAAAAAGAAGAAGGAGAAGCCUGUUAAGGUUGAGGAAUGCACUACUGCUGUAGAUACUCCGCCAAAACCAUCUGAAGAAGAACUCAACCCCUAUUUAAUAUUCCCUUCACCAGAGGAAAACUAUAAGGUACAUACUGAAAUAUUUUUCAGUGACCGCCCUGUGCUGAGACCUUGCAAUACGAGGGAAAUGCUCGAAAAACAUCUGAAGGCAACAGGGGGGAAAGUAUUUACACGCUUUCCGCCAGAACCAAAUGGGUAUCUACAUAUUGGUCAUGCCAAGGCUAUGUUUAUUAAUUUUGGUUUGGCAAAAGAAAGAGGUGGAUGUUGCUAUCUAAGGUAUGAUGAUACAAACCCCGAAGCUGAAAAGAAAGAAUAUAUUGAUCAUAUAGAAGAGAUUGUGCGGUGGAUGGGCUGGGAACCUUUCAAGAUCACUUAUGCCAGUGAUUAUUUCCAAGACCUUUAUGAAUUGGCGGUGGAGCUAAUACGAAGGGGUCAUGCUUAUGUUGAUCAUCAGACACCUGAAGAAAUAAAGGAGUACAGGGAAAAAAGGAUGAACAGUCCUUGGAGGGAUAGACCAAUUGAAGAAUCACUAAAACUCUUUGAUGAUAUGAAACGGGGCAUAAUUGAAGAAGGCAAAGCAACACUGAGAAUGAAGCAGGACAUGCAAAGUGAUAAUUAUAAUAUGCACGAUCUCAUUGCAUAUCGUAUCAAGUUCACUCCUCAUCCACAUGCAGGGGAUGCGUGGUGUAUCUAUCCAAGUUAUGAUUAUGAACAUUGCACUGUGGAUUCUAUUGAGAAUGUUACACAUUCG